This is a messenger RNA of Sphenostylis stenocarpa, 861 nucleotides long. Lineage: Eukaryota; Viridiplantae; Streptophyta; Magnoliopsida; Fabales; Fabaceae. The record is from the annotation of a GenBank genome assembly.
AUGGAGGGGAUGGCUCCCAAUUCAUGUGGAAGGCCUGUUUUAGAGAAGAAAGCAAGGCCACAAGAGCAACUGAAUUGUCCAAGGUGCAAUUCAACGAACACAAAGUUCUGUUAUUACAACAACUACAGCCUCACACAACCCAGAUACUUCUGCAAGACAUGUAGAAGGUAUUGGACAGAAGGAGGGUCUCUGAGAAACGUUCCAGUUGGAGGUGGUUCAAGAAAGAACAAGAAGGUGUCUUCAGCAGCAGGAGCCACAGCUUCAUCAUCAUCAUCAUCAUCAUCAUCAAAGGUUCCAGACCUAAACCCCCCAAACCUCUCGGUCUCGGUCUCAGCUCUAUCUUCCCAAAACCCUAAAAUAAUGCAUGGUGGCCAAGAUCUGAACCUGGCCUUCCCAGCUAUGGACAAGUAUCAUCAUGGCAUGUCCCCUUAUGUUGAGAUGCAAAACAGUGACACCACCCCUCAUCACCAAAACUCUCCUUCUUGUUCUGCUCCUCCAACUUCUCUGUCAGCUCUUGAGCUGCUAAGGUCCAGCAUGGCAUCCAGGGGUUUGAACCCUUAUGCUCCUUCUUCAUUGAUGCCAAACUCAGCAAAUAACAAUGCCCUUUACCCAUCAGGAUUUCCCAUGCAAGAAGUUAAACCAAGCCUUAGUUUUUCCUCAGUUGAUGGGAUGGGAAAUAGAUCAUAUGAUCACCAGGUCCAAGAGAGGGGUGGCAGAGUUUUGUUCCCUUUUGGAGAUGUCAAUAAACAGCUUUCUGCUGCAGGAUCUGCUGAAGUGGAACACAAUAAAGAACAACAACAACAACAACAAGGGAACUCAACUGGAUAUUGGACUGGGAUGAUUGGUGAAGGGACAUGGUAA